UGUCUCACAAAAAUGUGUCAAAAGGUAAGACUAUGUUGAAGGUCUCUUAAUCAGAGGUGGUCUCGGGGCAUGGUGGAAUGCAUGAGAAUUUAUACUUUAAUUUGAGUUUGGUGAUUGAAUGAAAUGGUUUGACUAGCAGGUUGUGGCUCGUUAGAUGUCAGUCCUAGCUUCAGAAUUCGGGGUUGUCACAUGAUCCCCACCAUAGUCAUUAGGUCAAUAGUAUGUAUGUAACUCAGCCCUGUCUAUAAAUUGUAGGACAACUUCACCUAUAUUCACAAGCUAACAAUCUCCACAAGUCUUAAGUCAACUUAUAAUAUGAAUAUUAGGUAGGGAGGCCAUUUUCGAUAGACCCUCGGAAAUUCAUACACAACUAUACAUGGUCAACUGCAUAAAGUACUCUCUCUGUUUCAUUUUGUUUAUUAUAAUUUGACUUGACAGAAACUUAACCAAAAAAGAACGGGAUUUGGGGAAGGGCCGAGCCACAAGGGUGUAUUGAAUGAAUUUUUUGCAAGAGGUUGUUCCGUCACCUCCUAACAACAACUUUAACAGUUACUCUAAGAAUCUGCUAGUAAUCACUUCCUUCCACACCAUUAAGAGUAUCCUUAAACUCAGCUUCAUUCAGGGUUUCUUUUUCAUCUACUUCACCAGAUUCAUCAAAAAUCAACCAACUUGUCACGAGCAUCUAAAAGCACUCACACAAAGCAGCAGAAUUAACUAUUGAUCGACUCUUCCUUUGGGAUGAUCGACUCUUCAAGAUAGCACAUCUACUCAUGGAGAUAAUUCCAAUUGGACUGGAGGUGAUGCACAUCUGUUAUACAAAUUUGAACACUUCACCAUCAGUAGAAGUUGGACUCUUUAUUAAACAACUCCUUGAAACCUCUCCGGAAGUUCUGAGAGAAUAUCUGAUUCAUCUACAAGAGCACAUGGUAACUGUUAUUAACAUAAGCACUUCAGGGGCUCGAAACAUUCUUGUCAUGAUAGAGUUCCUAUUGAUUAUUCUUACUGAUAUGCCAAAGGAAAGUAUUCAUCAUGACAAACUAUUUGAUCUUUUGGCACGUGUUGGAGCACUUAUCAGGGCGGUAUCAACUCUUGUUCGUGACUUAGAGGAAAAAUCAAGGAAUGAAGAGAGUACCGAUGAAACAAGUCGUGCAACUCUAGACUUGCUGGAAAAUAUUGAACUCCUCAAGGAAGAUCUCAAAUAUGUUUAUCUGAAAGCCCCGGACGCAUUUCAAUGGAGCUUCCCCAUGAGCGAUGGACCUCUCUUCUUGCAUCUGCUACACAGACACCUAAAUGAUUUGCUAGAUUCCAAAGCUUAUUCAAUUGCAUUGAUAAAGGAAGAAAUUGAGUUGGUGAAAGGAGACCUAGAAUUCAUAAGAUCGUUCUUCGUGAAUGUUGAGCAAAGAUUGUAUAAAGAUUUAUGGGAAAGUGUUUUAGAUGCGGCAUAUGAGGCAAAAGAUGUCAUUGAUUCAAUUAUUGUUCGAGAUAAUGGUCUCUUACAUCUUAUUUUCUCACUUCCCACUACGAUAAAAAGGAUCAAGCUUAUCAAAGAAGAAGUCUCCAAUAUAUCUGAGAACAUUCCCAAGAACAGGAGCCUCACUGCAGUAAACUCUACCAAGAAGACAGUUGAAAACAAGUCAUUGACUGUUGGUAAAAUAAUUGUAGGUUUUGAUGAGGAGACAAACUGGAUAAUUAGUAAGCUCACCAGUGGGCCGAAAGAUCUUGAUAUCAUUUCAAUCACUGGUAUGCCUGGUUCGGGCAAAACUACUUUGGCAUACAAAGUAUACAAUGAUGAAUCAGUUUGUAGUCAUUUUGACCUUCGUGCAUGGUGCACAGUCGACCAAAAAUGUGACGAGAAGAAGUUGUUGAUGAAACUUUUUAUUCAAGUUACUGGCUCGGAUUUGAAGUUCAGCGAAGAAAUUGAUGUUUCCGAUAUGCUAUGGUGACAACUGUUUGGAAAGAGGUACCUAAUUGUGUUAGAUGACGUGUGGGAUAUUGACACAUGGGAUGAUUUAACAAGACCUUUCCCUGCAGCUGAGAAAGGAAGUAGAAUUCUUCUGACGACUCGACAAAAGGAAGUGGGUUUUCGUGGAAAGGACAACACUGAUCCUCUUAACCUUCGAUUGCUAAAACCAGAAGAAAGUUGGGAGUUAUUAGAGAAAAGGGCAUUUGGAAAAGAGAGUUUCCCUGUCGAAAUUUUAGAUGUUGGAAAAGAAAUAGCCCAAAAUUGUAAGGGACUUCCUUUGGUGGCUGAUCUGAUUGCUUGAGUCAUUGCAGGUUUGGAAAAGACAGUCUGUGUGGCUUGAAGGACGAAAUAAUUUGAAUUCCUUUAUUUUGAACAGUGAAGUUGAUGUGAUGAAGGUUAUAGAAUUAAGUUAUGACCAUUUACCUCAUCACAUGAAGCCAUGCUUUCUCUACCUUGCAUUUUUUCCAAAGGAGACUGCAUUGACUAGAGUUAUGUUGAAAAUGUCUUGGCGUACUGAACGGCUUGUUGAACUGACAGAGAUAAUGAGUUUGGAAGAAGUGAUGGAAAUUUAUUUGGAUAAUUUAAUUUCCAACAGCUUGGUAAUACAUUUCAAUGAGAUAGGUGAUGACCCGACUUGCCAACUACAUGAUCUUGUGCACAACUUUUGUUUGUUAAAAGCAAGAGUGGAAAAGUUGUUCAGCAAGAUAAGUUCAAGUGAUCCAUCUUUCUUUUCAGAUUUGAUGCCACGCAUAGUGAGCAUUGAUUAUGAUAAGGAGAACUUUGGGCCUAACACUUUCUUCCUGUUCAGUUCAAAAAAGAAAAGGCAUUCUGGUAAACACCUCUAUUCUUUGAAGAUAACUGGACACGAGAUGGUCAUGUAAGAGACUUGAGGCUUCUUAGAGUGUUGAUGCUGAAGCACUCUUUUAUGGUGGUGAAAGAUUCUUUGCUGGAUGAAAUAUGCAUGUUGAAUCAUUUGAGGUGCUUAAGCAUUGGGACAGAAGUUAAAUCUCUGCCUUUAUCUUUCUCGAACCUCUGGAAUCUCGAAACCUUGUCGGUUGAAAACGAAGGAUCAACCUUGGUACUAUUACCGAGUAUUUGGGAUCUUUUAAAGUUGAGAAUGUUGUUCAUGACUACUGGUUCUUUCUUUGAUUUGGAUACGGAUGAACCAAUACUGAUAACAAUGGACCAUGGGGGAGGAAGACACCUUUGAGAAUCUCAAAUAUUUGUAUUUGAAAGAAGGGCUCUUGCUAAGUGGGAUUUUGGAGAGGAAUCCUUUCCCAUGCUUGAGAAAUUGGAACUGUGGGGAUGUCGUAAGCUUGAGGAGAUUCCGCCUAGUUUCGGCAAUAUUUGUUCAUUGAAAAUUAUCAAACUUGUAAAGAUCCCUCAACUUGAAGAUUCGGCUAAGAAGAUAAAACAAUACAUUGAAGAUAUGGGAGGGGGCGAGUUUCAGGUCCUUUCUGCUCUUAAUAUACCGUUAUUCAAGUAGGUCUUAAGCACCACCAGAACAGGUACUGAAGUCAUUCAGAAAUUUCAAUGCAGCCAGAGGUGGGAUCUUUGUGUGAAAGGAGUUAGAAUUUUCAUGCAGGGUGGUGGAAUCAGCCAUCGAUAAGCAUUUGGAGUGGAGGUGCAUCAGUAAUUUCUAUUAAAAUCCUCUUGUGCCUAUCAAUGCAUCGAUUGAUAGGAAUCGAAUGAGUCCAGGUUAAUUCUUUUCCAUCGAUAAGCAUUUGGAGUUGAGGGCUGCGGUAUUUAAUGAUAAAGAUGUUUAAAUAGGUGUUGAUGUACAAUAUUUGGCCUCAUGUGCAACGAUAAGCCUUGUGCCUAUUAAUACAUCGAUGCUGAAUACCCCUUCUCAAAUUUAAGACAAAUUGGUUCAAGAAAAAUGCACUAGUCUUAAUGUGAAUUGAAACGUUGCAGCUUCACUCCGCCAGAAUUCCAUAUGUGAAGGGAAAUGCUAUCUGGCCUUUGCUAAAUUUAUCUUCUAUUUCAUGAUGUGAACUACACAUGUUGGAUUCUUGAUAUUGAUACAUAUAGAGAACUGUUAUGGUAAAUUCUUUAGUGCUUCGGAAGUACAAAUUUUACAACGUGGAUUCACUUUAACAUAACAGAGGAAAAAGCUAUGUUGGAAUAUAGUUGGUGUUGCAGUUAGCUCUACAAGAAGAGAUAAUUUAGCUGUCAUGCUUGCUCUCCGAUUGCUGUUAAACAACAGACAA
Capsicum annuum is the source of this 4173-nucleotide messenger RNA. RefSeq names its product putative late blight resistance protein homolog R1B-17. Lineage: Eukaryota; Viridiplantae; Streptophyta; Magnoliopsida; Solanales; Solanaceae. The record is from RefSeq and is a predicted model, not a curated record. Gene Ontology annotation, molecular function: ADP binding. The transcript has 2 exons. Bases 771 to 1943 code for a protein of 390 amino acids.